Molecule: messenger RNA, 1842 nt
Organism: Callorhinus ursinus (northern fur seal)
Lineage: Eukaryota; Metazoa; Chordata; Mammalia; Carnivora; Otariidae
Gene: UBAP1L
Product: ubiquitin associated protein 1 like
Biological process (GO): ubiquitin-dependent protein catabolic process via the multivesicular body sorting pathway
Cellular component (GO): ESCRT I complex
Molecular function (GO): ubiquitin binding
Source: RefSeq, a predicted model, not a curated record
CUCAACCCUCAAGCCAGCAGUGUUGUAUUUUUCUAUCCAUAAUUAUUUUUAUUGAGAUUUUUGCAGGUAUGUUCAUGAGAGAUUGGCCUUUAAUUUUGUCAGAUUUGGUAUCAAGGUGGUGCUGAAAUCAAAUCAGGAAAUACUUCUUUUCUGGAAUAGUUUGUGUAAUUCGACAUUUUUUCCCUUACAUGUUUGGCUGGAAACUCUUUUGAUAACAUACUUUAGAACCAGUUUUGUAGGCCACACUUUGGGAAACAGUGGUCUAGAACAAAACUUAAACAUGAAAUAGUAAAUGCUCUCGUUUUUAUUUAUUUCCUCCCUAUGCAGGACCAGCCAUUUUACCUUUUCUUUCCUGGCUGUGUGGGCUCAGCUAAGUCAGCACACAGGAAAGUGGUGAGGCCAUAUGAGACCAAGCCUGGUCCUCAGGUCUCCUCUCUCUCCUUGCCACCACGCAGCCUGCCACAGCCCUGCUCAGCCAUCUCCACACUCCUCUGACAGAAUGAAUGCCCUCGAUGGCGUCCCCUUCAAGGUGCCCAGUGGCUUUGUGAUAGGCACAGAGCCCCUUCCUGGGCCAGAGCUCAGUGUCCCAGCCUGCAGGGAGCUUCUGCUGGGUUCUAUGCACGACUUCAGCUUGGAGAGGAGAGCGCUCUUCUGGGCGGAGGCUGUGGUCCGGGGAUCCUGCCCCUUCCAAUGCGACGCCGCGGGAAUGGCAUCAGCCCCUCCCGCCUGGCUCUUGCUGGUCAGCCCUGAAUGCGAGCUACUGCCUGCACCCGCCGCAGACACGGGCCCUGAGGCCAGACCCCAGCAGCGGCUUGACCAGGAGGAGGAGGAAGAGAACCAGGGCGAGGACCACGACGACGAAGAAGCCACCUCUGCCAACGAGGAAGAGCCAGGUCACUGCAGCCCCCCAUCCAGCUCCCCUGCGAGCCCCGGCCCCGGCCAUCCCCGCUGCUCGCUGGACUUGCUGCGCGGCGUGAGGUCGGAGCUGGCCGGGGCGCGGCGGCGGCUCUCCGAGGGCCCGCUCUCCGCCUGCUCCCGCGCCCUCCUGCACCGCGUCCGCCACCGGGCGCUGAGCCUCUGCCCCAGCCCCGCGCCGCGUCUGGGCUCCAUGCCGCCCGCGGACCCCGCGCCCCCGCUCCCCAGCGCCGCCGCGCCGCCCCCGCGGCCAUGCACUGCCGGUGCCAUGCCCCCGCUGCGAAGCCACAAGCCCACGGUCGCGUCCCUCAGCCCGUACACCUGUCUGCCACCUCUUGGGGGGAUGCCCCAGCAUCUCAGUGCCUGCAGAUCACACCCUGCUUCUGCUGACCUGCUGUCUGCCCUGAGCCAGGAGGAGCAAGACCUCAUCGGGCCAGUGGUCGCCCUGGGGUAUCCCCUGCAUAGGGCCAUCGGGGCUCUGCAGAAGACGGGGCGGCAGAGCCUGAGCCAGUUUCUCAGCUACCUUCGUGCCUGUGACCGACUGCUGCAGCAGGGCUACGAGGAGAGGCUGGUGGAGGAGGCCAUGGAGAUGUUCCAGUUCUCCGAGAGCCAGGCAGGGGAGUUCCUGCGCCUCUGGGCACAGUUCAGCGACAUGGGCUUCCAGCAGGACCGGAUCAAGGAAGUGCUGCUGGUCCACGGCAACCGCAGUGAGCAAGCACUGGAGGAGCUGGUAGCCUGCACCCAGUGAGCACUGGUGCAUUCCACAAUGCCUGUGCAUCCCAGUCCUGUGCCAGACCUGGCAAGCCACUGUAACUGGAUUAUUAAGACUACGUAAGAGGGGCACCCGGCUGGCUCAGUCGGAGGAGCAUGUGGCUCUUGAUCUCAGCGUUGUGAAUUUGAACCCCCCGUUGGGUGUUGAGAUUACUU